Miscanthus lutarioriparius is the source of this 345-nucleotide messenger RNA. The record is from the annotation of a GenBank genome assembly. Lineage: Eukaryota; Viridiplantae; Streptophyta; Magnoliopsida; Poales; Poaceae.
AUGGACCCGGGUCCAGCCGCGGUCAGGGACGUGUGCCGCUGGACGGAGUGCGGCGUCAAGCACUCCACCCUGGACCAGGUCGGGAGCUGCCCGAUCCCCAGCCCGACCCCGUGGCCAGCGCUGGUGCAGGUGCCGUGGCCCGAGUCACGCGCCGUCAGGACCGCCGGCCAGCCGUUCGACGGCUUGCCUGACCCGACGUGCCGGGACACCGGCUCUUGCCCCGCCGUCGUCCUCGUCAUCGGCAACAACCGCUCGCUAGCUCAAAGUAUAUAUUCUACUCCUUCCAUUCCAUGUCAUGUCAUGGUCUUUCGGGUGGAUUGUUUCCUGCUUCGACUUCCUCCUUGA